Messenger RNA from Cicer arietinum (chickpea), 1887 nucleotides. Its product is annotated as probable galacturonosyltransferase-like 4. Gene Ontology annotation, molecular function: glycosyltransferase activity. NCBI's taxonomy places the organism in Eukaryota, Viridiplantae, Streptophyta, Magnoliopsida, Fabales, Fabaceae. Gene Ontology annotation, cellular component: Golgi apparatus. The record is from RefSeq and is a predicted model, not a curated record.
CUCUAGCUAAAAAGAAAGAAAACUAUUUUGAGAAAAUUGAAAAAGAAAAAAAAAAAAAAAGAAAGGAAAAGAAUAGUACGAAUCUACUAAUUUAUUUGACUGACCUUCCAAUAUUGAAGCUUGAAAGGCAAUUGUUACAAAAUUAGUCAAAAGUCAAAAUAAAAGAUACAUCACCCGAAAGUUUCUCUCAUCCUCACAAUCACAAUAUUGCAUCCACUCACAAUCUCAUCAACCUGCGAGACUCAAUGUCCUCUCUUCAUCAGAUUUUGUUCUAUGAAAUCUCCAAAACCAAGAUUCCCCUUAGGAAAACCAAAACAAAGCAAGAUAAAGAAAAACCUUUUUUGUUUUUUAUUUAUAUAAAGACAGGAUGGUCUUUGGGAGCUUCACCUCAUCCCAUGUAGUUGUCGUACUCCUUGGCCUCCUGUCCCUCCUCCAACCCCUCACCUCUAUCCGCCUCGGCCUUGUCCGCCUUCCCUCACCUGACCUCCCUGUUUUUCGAGAAGCACCCGCCUUCCGAAACGGCAAGGAAUGUGGCUCCAAUGAAUCUGAUCGUAUAAAUGUUGCCAUGACCCUUGAUGUCAAUUACCUUCGUGGAACCAUGGCUGCAGUUUUAUCCAUGUUACAACAUUCAACCUGUCCUGAAAAUCUUUCCUUUUACUUCCUCUCUGCUCAUGAUGCUCCUGAACUAUUCUCCAGCAUAAAAUCCACCUUCCCUUAUCUAAACAUGACAAUUUAUCCCUUCAAUUCGAACCGCGUUCGCGGUAAGAUAUCAAAGUCCAUUAGACAAGCCUUGGAUCAACCUUUGAAUUAUGCAAGGAUAUAUCUUGCAGAUACAAUACCAGAGAAUGUACAACGUGUGAUAUAUUUAGAUUCUGACCUUGUUGUUGUCGAUGAUAUAGCUAAACUUUGGGGUGUAGACAUGGAAGGGAAAAUAGUAGCUGCUCCUGAAUAUUGCCAUGCAAAUUUCACAUUGUAUUUCACAAAACAGUUUUGGUCUGACCCUGUUCUGUCAAAGACAUUUGAGGGAAGAAAGCCUUGUUAUUUCAACACAGGGGUUAUGGUGAUGGAUGUGAAUAAAUGGAGGAAAGAAAAGUAUACAGAGAAAGUGGAGGAAUGGAUGGAUGUGCAGAAACAACAUAAGAGGAUAUAUCAUUUGGGUUCUCUUCCACCAUUUUUGUUGGUUUUGGCAGGGAAUAUUAAAGCAGUUGAUCAUAGAUGGAACCAACAUGGUUUAGGUGGAGAUAACCUUGAAGGUAAAUGUAGAAGCUUACACCCUGGUCCUAUUAGUUUAUUGCAUUGGAGUGGAAAGGGUAAACCAUGGUUAAGGUUAGAUUCUAGAAAGCCAUGCAUCGUGGACCAUCUAUGGGCUCCUUAUGAUCUCUAUCGAUCCUCCAGACACUUUUUUGAAGAAUAAUUAAAGAGGUCAUUAAAAACAUUAAGGAAUUAAUGUGAAUGUAAAUUGAUCUUCUAUCAGUGCGGCAGCUGAAAGACCCCCUUAGUUUAAAGAGAAAUUUUUUAUCACUAAUCUAACGGUCUGUACACUGCAGUUACAUAUUUUCAUUUUUUUAAUGAGAAGGGGUUGUUGGAUAUUUCCAGUUUUCUAACUCAAAUUUGGCUGACGGGAAAGGAACUAAAUCUCCAAAAGCUUGCAGCUUGAUGGGCAGCAACAUUGGAGUUGUAAAUUCUCUCUUUUUUUUUUUUUGUCCCUUUCUCUAUCUUUAGUAUUUUUUGGUUUCAUAGUGAUUGUAAAAGCAUAAACAAUAUGCAAGUUAGGCUGAUUAGUCUAACACUAAAAAAUUGUUAUUAUCUGGGUCAGUGCUAAUAGCUUCAGCUUUUCACAAAAUGCGCCCAAUUUUGGUCUUGUAAAUAAAUAUUAUCACAUUUCUA